Messenger RNA from Neocloeon triangulifer, 2346 nucleotides. Its product is annotated as zinc finger protein 39-like. The transcript is spliced from 5 exons. The record is from RefSeq and is a predicted model, not a curated record. NCBI's taxonomy places the organism in Eukaryota, Metazoa, Arthropoda, Insecta, Ephemeroptera, Baetidae. Gene Ontology annotation, cellular component: nucleus. Bases 342 to 1721 code for a protein of 459 amino acids.
UUAGUUAGUUCUCCUUCCUUACGGCAGAUGAUGUUUGUGCACCGCAAGAGCUCGCGACCAAAGAUCCUUGCUCGCGACCUACGGUAAAAAGAGGGCCGAGCUGUCUGCCUGAGACGCUAAAAGCAACGCUACGGAUCAUAAUAACAACAACUUGUGUGUCAUAGUUUUCAUUAUUUUUAGUUUCUUUUCUAAAUAAUAAUGUGACGACUGCUCAAAGACGAUGCGAGAGUAAAAGUUUUUUAAGUGGAAUUAGCAGAAGAUUUAAAAAUUGCCUCCACGGUGUGGAAAAAGGAACUCAAUCUGCACCAAACUGGUAACACAAAGUAAUAAUAAACUUUGACAUGGACCGUCCCAGACGCAGUGGGAGGAGAGGCGUGGAAACAUCUUUGAAGACGGAUAAAGGUUCAAAAACAAAAUGUAUUCCUGAAAAUAAAGUAUACCGCUUGCGCGUUAUAACAUUGGAUAAAUUAACAAAACCUGAUGCUGGAUCCUCCCGUGAAGAAAUUAGUGCCAAUGCAGGACCAAUCAGGAGCAAAAAUAACCAGAAAGUAAAACUAGAAGUAGAUUCGGAAGAAAUUUCUAGUUCUCAAUCAACAAUGGAAGUAAAAACACUUCAGCGAUUCAGUGGCCCUGUUGCAUCUGUUCCAAUCAGACCAGUUCCUCGACUUCGUCUUAAAAAGUUCACCUGUGAAAUUUGCAAAAAAGGCGUGGGCACAAAGGGUGGCUUGAAAUACCACAUCCAGGCGCAUCUUUCGGGCCGACCCUUUAAAUGUGAAAUUUGCAAAAGGUCGUACGCGACAAAAAAUGAUUUUGACACUCACAACAAAAGGCACUCUGGUAAAAAUGUAAGUUGUGAUUUUUGCAACAAGACAUUUCCCGUCAAGUCGUACUUGGCUGAUCAUAUUACUUUCACUCAUUUGCCCAAAGAAUUUGUCUGCCAAAUUUGUAAAAGACCUAUAUCCUUUCAUCGAAAAUGUCAGUUAGAAAAGCAUUUGAUUGAUUCUCAUUCAUUUGAAAAUAAGUUAAAGUGUAAACUUUGUGGCAGGACAUACAAGUCAAAGCAAAACUACGAAAAUCAUUGUAAACAGAGAGAAAUUUUGAAGUACGAAUGCAAAGAUUGUGGCAAAAAAUUUCCCUGUAUUAAAUUACUGCUAAAUCACAUUCGGGAGGAAAGCAGAAACGUUGAAUGCAAAAUUUGUAAGAUAAAAGUAAAAAAACUUUACAAUCACAAUCGAAGUCAUCACAUGUUUGUAAAUUGUGACCUUUGCCCUUUUAAUGGAAAGCCGCAGGAGGUGAUUUUUCACAAAGCGGAGUGCGGAACUAAAGAGCAAAUUGAGACUCUUGGUAUAUAUUGCAAUUUGUGCAAAUUACAUUUCCGAAGUACCAUUGACUUAAACCUUCAUAAACGACGCGCACAUGGAAAAUUCAAAUGCCCAAGUUGCCCUGAAAAGUUCUUGAAGGAAUGCCUUCUUUCAAAACAUACUAAAGAAGUUCACGAAAAGCCGUAUGCUUGCUUUUCUUGCCCUCGUCCAAAAUACUUUUCGAACAAGGUGAAUUUUGAUAAGCAUUUUCUCAGCUCACACAACUUUCCCAACUCAAAUAAGAUGCAUAGAAAAAUUGAUAUUGUGCGAUUUGGAUGUGAAAAAUGUAAAAAGAUGAUACCAAAAAUUAAUACAAAAGUAUGGCUGAGAAACCACAUCAUUAAAUGUUAUGGGAUUUGACUCAUCCAAGUAAUGCUCAAUUUGGUUGCUUGUAAAAAUAUUGGAAUAAUAUUACUUUGUUUCUCACUUAGCUUGCCAUCAUAAAAAGGGAAAUAAAAACAUUAUAGGAAAGGAUUUUAUUACCUGACCUGAUCAAGAUCAUUGACGGUAUGAUAAUAGAAAGCUAAAACUGUAAAAUCAAUCACAAAAUAAAGUACUUGUAAAUAAGAAAUUUAAAUUUUAUUUUUGUUUCUGAUUUUCAAAUAAGAUUAAUUAAUUAUGAUUGAACGAUAAGUUAUCAACCCUCUUUACAUCUCAUUUUUUUUAAAUACACAAAAUUAAGGAAUUUUAUUUUGUUACGAAUAUAUUAUGCAAAUAAAAGAUAAAAUCUUCAGAGAAACAUAUUUAAAAGUUAUAUUGACGAAAUGCUUUGAUCUAAAAGGAUGAUCACAAUAUCAUAAUAAUAAUAUCAAAAACCUUGCCAUAAAUGCAAAUCAGUCGGAUUCCCUGCCGUUUGCAUAUUAAAAAUUUGCUUGGUUCCCCAAGUUCAGUCAAGCUUUAUUUGUUCCAAAAUUGUAUGUAUUAAAUUUAUAUCUAUAUUAUUUUUUGUAUAAUUUUUUAAAACUGGCCGUCUAAAUUUUUGUGA